Corythoichthys intestinalis (scribbled pipefish) is the source of this 4222-nucleotide messenger RNA. It is a transcript of the gene slc40a1, whose product is annotated as solute carrier family 40 member 1. Lineage: Eukaryota; Metazoa; Chordata; Actinopteri; Syngnathiformes; Syngnathidae. Bases 299 to 2011 code for a protein of 570 amino acids. Gene Ontology annotation, cellular component: basolateral plasma membrane. Gene Ontology annotation, molecular function: peptide hormone binding; iron ion transmembrane transporter activity. The transcript is spliced from 8 exons. Gene Ontology annotation, biological process: iron ion transmembrane transport. The record is from RefSeq and is a predicted model, not a curated record.
CGAGCAGACGUAAACACAGCUCCAGAGUAAAAAAGACGUUGAGAGCUCAGUGACGCUUGGGGGACAAAAACAAAAAAGAAAACUGCAUUUUGCCAGUUUUCGUACUUGCUCGCCCACUUAUUGAGGCAUUUCUCUCCGACUUCAGCUACAGUGAUAGCUAAGUUUGGAGAGGAGGAAAACGAGAGCAAGAGACGUCGCUUACAUUUUUUUGUUUGUUUUGAUCUUAUUGUUGCAGAGCUGCGUGACACUGGGAAAAGGCUCAUUUUUAAUCCAAAGUAGCUUUUUUUUCGUAAUAAUCAUGGAAAAUUCUCAAGCCAAGAAUACAUGUUGUGGAUCCCUAAAAAAUUUCUUCACGUCAUCAAAAUUGCUCAUCUAUAUGGGACAUGCAUUGUCAACGUGGGGUGACCGAAUGUGGAAUUUUGCCGUGGCCGUGUUCCUAGUGGAGCUGUAUGGGGACAGCUUGCUGCUGACGGCUGUGUACGGUUUGGUAGUGGCUGGGUCCGUGCUGCUGCUAGGUGCCAUCAUUGGCGACUGGGUGGACAGGAACCCCAGACUCAAAGUGGCCCAGACAUCUUUGGUUGUCCAGAACAGUUGCGUCAUGAUAUGCGGAGUUCUCCUCAUGGUGGUUUUCCAGUUUAAAACGCAGCUCAUGGAGUUAUACAAUGGAUGGCUGCUGACCACCUGCUACAUUCUGGUGAUCAGCAUUGCCAACCUCGCCAACCUUGCCAGUACUGCAAUGUCCAUCACCAUCCAAAGGGACUGGGUGGUGGUUGUGGCAGGUCAGGACAGCAGCAAGUUGGCAGAUAUGAAUGCCACAGUGCGGAUUAUUGAUCAAUUGACCAACAUCCUGGCUCCCAUGCUGGUGGGCCAGAUCAUGGCCUUCGGCUCUCACUUUAUCGGCUGUGGCUUCAUCUCGGGUUGGAACCUGUUGUCCAUGUUCCUGGAAUACAUGCUGCUGUUGAAAGUCUACCAGAAGACACCAGCGUUGGCCGUCAAGUCGGGUCAGAAGGAGCAGAACGAAGAGGAGCUCAAACAACUGAGCCCUGAUGGAGAAUCCAAGACAACCCAAAGUCCUGAGGAAUCCUCUCAACCCAUGAUAGAAGCAACAUCACCAACACUCAAGGUUAUGGCUAAGGUCCCCAAAAAGCAAAGUGGCUGCUACAAAGUGACCGAACCGCUGCGCACCCUGCAAGCUGGCUGGAAGGCAUACUACAACCAGAGCAUCUUCUUCGCCGGCAUGUCCCUGGCCUUUCUGUACAUGACCGUACUGGGUUUUGACUGUAUCACAACGGGCUACGCCUACACCCAAGGCCUCAACGGCUCAGUCCUCAGCCUCCUGAUGGGUGCUUCGGCUGUGUCGGGCAUCUGCGGCACGGUCGCCUUCACGUGGGUCCGAAAAAAGUGCGGCCUAAUCCGGACUGGUUUCAUCUCCGGGGUGGCGCAGCUCUCUUCUCUUAUGCUGUGCGUCUUCUCCGUCUUCGCUCCCGGGAGCCCCUUCGAUCUCAGCGUUUCGCCCUUUCAGGAGGUUUACUCCCAAGUCAUCGGGGAGAAGACGCUACCCAUUGUUGACAGCCUUGAGAGCAUCCUAACCAGCGGGAACAUAACCGCCACCAGUGCGCCGACUGAAGAGAUACUGAGCCGGAACUACAUGUCUGUCAGUUUGCUCUUUGCAGGCGUCAUUGCUGCAAGGGUCGGUCUGUGGUCUUUUGACCUGACGGUGACUCAGCUGAUCCAAGAAAAUGUGAUCGAGUCAGAGCGAGGCGUGAUCAACGGUGUCCAGAACUCCAUGAAUUACCUCUUGGACCUGCUGCACUUCAUCAUGGUGAUCCUGGCGCCCAACCCUGAGGCUUUCGGCUUGCUGGUCAUCAUCUCAGUGUCGUUUGUGGCGACGGGCCAUAUUAUGUAUUUCUACUUCGCCUUCAAGAGUCUCGGUCAUCGUCUGUUCCUCUGCUGCUCACCUGAGCAGAAAGUCCGUACAAAUGACUGUCCCUCACCUGCCAACGUCAUUUAAAAUGCCUUUCACGGUGACCAUCGUUGGUAUAUAUCAAUCUACUGUAGCUUGGUAUAUGUAUAUAUACAGUAAAUAUACAUCUCCUAUAGCUUACUGCAGCGUUAUUAACGUCUUCACAUGUAGCCAGUCGAGUGUAAAAGCUUGAAACUGAAGCAAUAGCAGUGAGUAGAGGUCAGAGUUGCGCCAUACAAGACUGAAUUUCAGAUUAGACCGGUUUCUCUUGACGCCGUUAUGGUUGUCUCUUUGGUACACUAACAAUGUUCAUGAGUCAAUGCUGCUUGCUACAUGCUUAAGCACAAACAAUGUCAAGACAAAAAAUGGUUUAAAAUAUUCUGCCUGCCUUAUUUUUUUAAUUUCUUCUUUUUAAAUGAUUACAAUUGAAGUAAGUCACAUUCACCCACGAACUAGGCUUAACAGGGAGAAAAUUCAGCGUUGCUGUAAUGUCAUUGGUGCUUGAAGUGUCUUAGCCAUCGUCCUGUGUUAGCUACACAGUUUGGGAUUGUUUUUUUUACUUUAGCAAAACGGCAACAACGGGAUCCCAAGUCUUUUUACAAUGUUAAAGGCUUAUGCAAAUGACCGUAUUUAUUCAGGCAAUGCAGGUGGUGUUUUGGUGAAAUGUCUCAGCAGUAUAUUCCUCAACCGGGGAGGAAAAACAACAACCUAUGCAGCCACUUCAAUAACUAUCAGUUACCAAAGUCCAGGUUCAUAGGAAUGUGGCAAGAAAGGAAGAAGAGAGGGAAUUGCGCUGAUGUGUCUUGAAGCAUUCCGAUUAGCUAUUUUGCAUCAGGUGAUGACUUUUUUACUAAGGCUUUCAGACUGUAAUUGUCAUUUCUGUUUACUUAUUGUUUUCUCUUGUAAUUACAGCUCUCCCAAGUAGAAUUUUCUUUCCCCUUUCUCGCAUCUGUGAUAGUGGUUACGCCAGCACUUUAUGUAAUUCACAUCAGUCAAUACGCUAAACUCACUGACGGCCAUUGACAGUGAUAGACAUUCAGUCUUUUGUAUUGGGAGGGCUGGGGUGUGAUCAUGUUUUAGUGGCAACGGUGGCAAUACCUUGGCCUACCCAGUCAAAAAUGAAUUGGAGGUCUAUUGCCAUCAAUGACAGGCAGUGAGUUCAUAUCUGAUUGGAAUGACAACAGUCAUUACUUGAUGUUUAAUUGUUCUUGCACAAGAUUAAAUCCACAGGUGGGCUAUGGCUGGGAAAAGGUGCAUAAGUAUGUCUGUAACAGUUCCUUUUGGAGGUCUGAAUGUAGGCCAUAUUUACUUUGGCUAUCCCUAAAUGGGAAAAAAAAAUGGUCUGUGUUAAGGGGCUUCUCAAAAUGUGUUUGUCUGCUAUUUUACAGUAACUUAACCCUCCUGUUAUGUUUAUUUCUCAGGAACAGUAAUGUUUUUGAGUGAAUAAGACUUGGAGCAUGUGGAAAUCUGAGUUAUUUAUAUAUAAGCUGGGUAAGAUCAUUCCAAGGGUAACUUGUUGAAAAACAUGCUGGAUGAAUAUUUAUGCCAAGAGCAGUGAAUGUUGGAAUCCAGUUGAUGAAGCAUUGUCAGCAGAAAAUGAGUUAAAUGGGGUCAUUUGCUCGCAACAUAACAGAAGAGUUAUCACAUAUCAGUAAAUCACGAAAGCAUCUCAGCAAAAUAAAUAACCACUCUGACUGAUUGUAUCCUUAACAACCACUCAACACUAAGAAGUUGGCCACCGAUUAUUAAUAAGCUAGACUUUGCUGUGAUUUUCCUGGUCAGGGUGUGGGUGGGAGACACCAGAUGCAGUAGGAGGCAAAGCCAAAAUUUAGAGGGAGUAUUGAAGUGGUGCUACAAAGUCCAAACCUGCCUUAUGAAUAGAGCUCGCGUUUCCAUUUCCUUACCUGAUUUUCAGUGCCACUUUCUGUAAGCUCUUCAGGAAUAUUACAAAAGGACAUUAACAUAUUUUUCAUAUAGUUGUCAGACAUAAUCCAUUUGCAAAAAAUGCUUAAAACGUUGUCAUCAUUGUGUUGGUCAAUUUAACUGUUUUAUAUACCUUGUGUUGUCAAAUUGUUCUCGUGAUCUCAGUUUCAUGCAUGAAUCUGACACUUUGUAUUGGUGUUUUGUUGUUUUUCUUUUAAUUGGACUUGAUUUCUUGUUUGUGUUAUGAUGAAUCACUCCAUAGAAUGUAAAUUGACGGUACUGUUUGAAAUGCAAGAGGCAUGUGGAAUAAAGGACCUUCAGUAUCGCCAGUUUAAA